Molecule: messenger RNA, 1636 nt
Organism: Periconia digitata
Lineage: Eukaryota; Fungi; Ascomycota; Dothideomycetes; Pleosporales; Periconiaceae
Source: the annotation of a GenBank genome assembly
UCCGCAAUGCUAAGCAACCGAUUGAAAUAUACUUAUUAUUUGACAUCGCGAGUGAUCACAAACGUUCUGGAAAUAAUAAAAAGCUUCUGUCCCUUGAACCGAACAAACGACGUGCGAACCAGCGGCUUGAGUCUUUGACUUUAGCCGCCACCCCGGACUAGAUUGCGUCAAGCGUCAGAGGCUACGAUAUCUGCAUACAGCACGACAAAGCCGGGGCAACGACUUUCCCCCACUUCUCCUGCGAUGGAACGCUUCCGCGUCUUUCUCCGGACCGUGUGACUUGCCGCGGGUCUCGGUGCAGGGGACGCAAUUUGUGACUGAAGGGGCAAACUACCCAUGACGACAGGCCCGUACUUAUAAUAUAUGCUCUUGCAAGUAUGCCCCAUGAACCGGGUUCUUUUGAUUGCCUCGGAUCUAGACUAUCUAUAAAGACCGAUCUUGCGACGUCUUGCCAUCAUCUAAUUUGCUCCAUUGGCUUCUCACCCGCACAUUCACAGACGUUGAAGAUAUUUCGGAAAAGCCCCCGUGUUUGACAAAUCCAGUAGCCGUCAUGCGGUGCUCUUCAACGCUCAGCUUUUUCAUCAACCUGACCCUUGUCUGUAGUCAAUCCGGUCCGCCUUCAAACGGAUCGAGCGAGUGGCAACCAGGCAAAUUCAAGACUUUGGUUACUUUUGGUGAUAGCUACACGGAUGAGAAUAGACUGGGCUUCUUCGCGAGUCACAAUGGCACGGCACCUCCACCCGGAUGGGACGGUGGGGUGAACUACGGCGCAUCGACGGGCGGGAGAAUAUGGGCCCGCUACGCCUCCAUCUACUCAUCCCUCACUCUCUACAACUACGCAGUCAGUGGCGCCGUCUGCUCCAAUGAGAUCACCCCACGGACCUUCGCCUCCAUCAACGCACCCUUCCCUGAUAUUCAAGGAUAUGAACUCCCCGCCUAUCUGGCCGACUCAACCUACCAAAAUCCCAACGGCACCGCUUUCUUCACUGGUGUUCCAUCCAGCACGGUCUACGCAAUCUGGAUCGGCACCAACGACAUUGGAAACGACGCCUUUCUAACCGACUCUCAAGUACGUGGUAAAACCCUCAAAGACUAUACUGAUUGCGUCUACCAAACUGUUGCUUCACUGUACGAGAGUGGCGCCCGCUAUUUUGUCCUCAUGAACCUCGCUCCACUCCAGCUUGCACCUCAAUACGCAGUUCCCGAAAACGGCGGCCUCAACCAUACCGAGUUUUACCCAAAUAAGGGUGAUAACAUCACCCAGAUCAGCUACCGCAUGUGGGAGAGCGUCGCCACUCUAAACGAAGUCUACGCAUAUCGCACCCCGUACGAAACUCUCAUCGCGAAGUCGUACCCUGAGGCUAGUAUUGCGAAUUUCGAUGUCAAUUCGCUUAUGACGGAUAUUUGGACGAACCCUGAAAACUACCUGAAUGGAACCAAGGCACCGAAUGUCACUGGCACGGUGAAGAAUUGCGUGGGUUCCGGUGCAAACCAGACUUGUGUUAGGGAUGAUAGUCCCGAUAGCUUCAUGUGGUUUGAUGCGUUGCAUCCGAGUGAGCAGGUUGAUCGUGUGAUUGCGAAGGAAUUCGACCAGGUGCUGGCUGGGGAGAGCAAGUUUGCGAAAUAUUGGGGUUGA